This is a messenger RNA of Caenorhabditis bovis, 570 nucleotides long. Lineage: Eukaryota; Metazoa; Nematoda; Chromadorea; Rhabditida; Rhabditidae. The record is from the annotation of a GenBank genome assembly.
AUGCUCUCCAGUCUGGUAUUUUAUCCAUCUUUGGGAUAUAAUUUAUUGAGGAAUUACGUACAACCCCAAAAAUGGACAUGGUAUAAUCGGGUUGAUGAUACACUUUUGAUUGGCGCUCUUCCGUUUAAAUCAAUGAAGGAUGAGCUUGUUAAUAAGGAAAAUGUUGGAGGAGUUGUAUGCUGUACGGAAGAAUUUGAAUUGAAGGCUGCAUUUCAAGGAAUGCAAGAAGAGGAUUGGAAGAAGGAAGGCGUUGAAUUUUUUGCUAUCCCGAUGAAGGAUUUCACCGGAACAGCUGCCCGCCCACAAAUCCAUGAGGCGGUCUUGUUCAUGGAAGGAAUUGCCGCUAAAGGAAAAUCAGUAUAUGUCCACUGCAAGGCUGGUCGAACGAGAAGUGCAACGGUCGCCACUUGUUAUUUGAUGAAAUCGCGAAAUUGGAUGUCGAACGUCGCCUGGGAGUUCCUGAAGGACAAACGUCAUCAGGUUGUGCUUCGGAAUGCUCACUGGAGGACAGUGAAUGAAUAUCGUCGAUUCCUCGACGCCAAUUGCAAAUCGCCACCAAGUUCGCCAUAA